UGUACGUUGCUUGUCGUAGUGGUGAAACGUUUGGAUUAUAGGCACCGCGUAGUCGUGUCCCAUAUUGUGAACAGAGUCAUUUGCGCGGAACAAAAAUUCCGCUCACCUGGCCCGUGAAACUCUCGCAGUUCAGCGCCCUGUCCAGAUAGGAAGGAACAGAGCACGCUUCCUGCUAUGAUGUCCCAGGUGACAAGUUUGUAUACCAUUGCUUGGAGCCUAAUACCACUGCUCAAAGGACUGGAAGCAGCGCCCAUUAAACUGAGCCACAUCUUCCCACCGUGGGACGCAUCUGACUACGAACCGUGGAUAGCCAGCCCAUGGGAAGAUUACCAGGCCUCGCCUGAAACCUGGAUUUUCCGACCAGUCGUCCCUCCUCGCAGAAGCAUGAAUGUGAAGAAUUCAUGGUUUCGGCAGCGUUUUCCCAGAGUGGACAUCAGUCUUCACCAGUUGAAUACCGGCACAGGUAAUCAGGACGCAACUGUACACCACGAGUCGCACGUGUCAUCGAGCAGUUCUUCAAGCUACUCGGACAGCACGGGGAAACGACGCUAUUCCAGUAAAACCGGAAGCGAAAACACACGCUUCUCAGGUCGCAAAAAAGGAGACACAGGAAAGAUAACAGGGAAGCUUUCACGCAAGGUUUCGGGUGGUUUCAAGAGGUUCAAGCAGGAUGACGCCACCGGAGCAGGAGGUUACGGCGUAGUUGGACAAAUGGAGAGCGCGGUGAAUGCAGACGUGGCAGGACAGCAUGGUCAAGCAUCGCUGUACAAUGCUCAAGGAUUCCACAGGGAGCGUUCAUACACUGCAAGACCUAACACUGUGCAAUAGCCAAUAAGGAAAGCAUUGGACUGACUUCUUCGCGCAUAUGAAUCUAAGUGGCUACUUGCACGACGUGCGGGGCCAGGACACAGGCAACUCGGCUUAGUUGUUUUUCCAAUAUGUCAUAUCCCUGCACACUGGAUACGUACGGCUAACCACAAUAAUAAAUGCUACGCAAGAUGGG
Ornithodoros turicata is the source of this 1003-nucleotide messenger RNA. RefSeq lists its product as uncharacterized. Bases 175 to 828 code for a protein of 217 amino acids. The record is from RefSeq and is a predicted model, not a curated record. The transcript is spliced from 5 exons. Lineage: Eukaryota; Metazoa; Arthropoda; Arachnida; Ixodida; Argasidae.